This is a messenger RNA of Coregonus sp. 'balchen', 25505 nucleotides long. The record is from the annotation of a GenBank genome assembly. Lineage: Eukaryota; Metazoa; Chordata; Actinopteri; Salmoniformes; Salmonidae.
AUGGAGUUCAGCGCGUCGUCUGUGUUUGACCAGCAGAAAGGUAAGCAAGCAGGCAACCAGUGUUGGAUGUUACAUAUCACAAUAAGGAAGAGGAACUGGAACAGGGGAGAGAGAGAGAGAGAGAGAGAGAGAGAGAGGGAGAGGGAGAGGGAGAUGGAGAGCGAUGUUGCUGCCGCUGUUGCCAUGGAAAUGCUAUGUUCUCUCUACUUGGCUUUGGCAUCAUGAUGAGUAGAUGCUAGGUUUAUGGCUGGUGUGUGGGAUGACUAGGUAACAAGAUCUAGUGUGUAGGGAUCUAGUGUGUAGGGAUCUUAUCCAUAUAGUGUGGUCUUAAAUGAAAAGGUUUUAUACCUUUAUGUGGAGAACCCUUUUUUAACCCUCUAAGUGGAUUCUACUUUGAAUACACCAAGGUUUAGGGGAAAUCUUGCAGCGAGAGCUCUAUGCAUGAAUGGGGAUGAAUGGAUGUUACAUCACAAUAUCUAGGUACAGCAUUCCCAUUCACAAUAACUAGGUACAGCAUUCCCAUUCACAAUAACUAGGUACUGCAUUCCCAUUCACAAUAACUAGGUACUGCAUUCCCAUUCACAAUAACUAGGUACUGCAUUCCCAUUCACAAUAACUAGGUACUGCAUUCCCAUUCACAAUAUCUAGGUACUUCAUUCCCAUUCACAAUAACUAGGUACUUCAUUCCCAUUCACAAUAACUAGGUACCGCAUUCCCAUUCACAAUUUCGAGGUACUGCAUUCACAUUCACAAUUACUAGGUACUGCAUUCCAAUUCACAAUAAUUAGGUACUGCAUUCCCAUUCACAAUAACUAGGUACCGCAUUCCCAUUCACAAUAACUAGGUACUGCAUUCCCAUUCACAAUUCAGGUACUGCAUUCAAUUCACAAAAUUAGGUACUGCAUUCCCAUUCACAAUAACUAGGUACUGCAUUCCCAUUCACAAUAUCUAGGUACUGCAUUCCCAUUCACAAUUGAGGUACUGCAUUCAAUUCACAAAACUAGGUACUGCAUUCCACAAUAACUAGGUACUGCAUUCCCAUUCACAAUAAUUAGGUACUGCAUUCCCAUUCACAAUAACUAGGUACUGAUCCCAUUCACAAUACUAGGUACGCAUUCCCAUUCACAAUAACUAGGUACUGCAUUCCCAUUCACAAUAACUAGGUACUGUAUUCCCAUUCACAAUAUCUAGGUACUUCAUUCCCAUUCACAAUUACUAGGUACUGCAUUCCAAUUCACAAUAAUUAGGUACUGCAUUCCCAUUCACAAUAACUAGGUACUGCAUUCCCAUUCACAAUAUCUAGGUACUGCAUUCCCAUUCACAAUUUCGAGGUACUGCAUUCACAUUCACAACAACUAGGUACUGCAUUCACAAUAACUAGGUACUGCAUUCCCAUUCACAAUAAUUAGGUACUGCAUUCCCAUUCACAAUAACUAGGUACUGCAUCCACAUUCACAAUAACUAGGUACAGCAUUCCCAUUCACAAUAACUAGGUACUGCAUUCCCAUUCACAAUAACUAGGUACUGUAUUCCCAUUCACAAUAUCUAGGUACUUCAUUCCCAUUCACAAUAACUAGGUACUUCAUUCCCAUUCACAAUAACUAGGUACCGCAUUCCCAUUCACAAUAACUAGGUACUGCAUUCCCAUUCACAAUAACUAGGUACUGCAUUCCCAUUCACAAUAACUAGGUACUGCAUUCCCAUUCACAAUAUCUAGGUACUGCAUUCCCAUUCACAAUUUCGAGGUACUGCAUUCCCAUUCACAAUAACUAGGUAUCAUGCAUUCACAAUAACUAGGUACUGCAUUCCCAUUCACAAUAUUAGGUACUGCAUUCCCAUUCACAAUAACUAGGUACUGCAUUCCACAUUCACAUACUAGGUACACAUUCCCAUGUCACAGAUGAAUAGUACUGCAUUCCCAUUCACAAUAACUGGACCUGCAUCCAUUCCUAUAUAGGUACUGCAUUCCCAUUCACAAAUCUAGACUGCAUUCCUUACAAUCCGAGUACUCAUUCAAAAUUCACAAUAAAAGGUGCACACAAUAACUAGACUGCAUCCCAUCACAAUAUAGGUACGAUUCCCAUUCACAAAACCCAGGUACGCAUCCCGACCAAUAACCCGGUACCCGCAUUCCCAUUCACAAUAACUAGGUACAGCAUUCCCAUUCACAAUAUCUAGGUACUGCAUUCCCAUUCACAAUAACUAGGUACUGCAUUCACAUUCAUUGCGGAGACCUAUGGCAUAGAUCUGAAGUAGAGGUCUUCUCGGGCCAAGAAAGUUGGACCUGGACCCGAACGGAUCCGAAGACAAUCAGACCCGACCUGUACGGACCCGAUAAUACAAAAUACAAAUAUAAAAGGGGCACCCGAAUGGAUCUGACGACAACCAGACCCAGACCAGACCCGGACCAGACCCAGACCAGACCCGGACCAGACCCGGACCAGACCCGAUUGACAAAAACAUUUAUGUUUAUCAGCCAAGUUGCUCUUCUGGUUAACGAAUAGAUCUCCAUAUGUUGGCUAGGCCUUCAAUGAGUCAAUAAAUUCACCUUGUUAGCAUAAAAUAAAAAUGCUAUAGGCUAUGUAGAGCUGUGGUCGGGUCCAUUCGGGUCCACUCGGGUCCAUUCGGGUCCAUUCGGGUCCAUUCGGGUCCAUUCGGGUCCACUCGGGUCGAUCAGCUGUAGUUACAUAGACCUAAUGACAAUCAAACAGGACCCGACCCGAGGGAAAAGUUAGAAUUUUUGACCCGAACCCGCUCGGGUCCCGGGUCGGGUCCCGGGUAUUGGGGUUUGGGUCGACCCGUGAAGACCUCGAAUCUGAAGCCCUGGGAUAAGGCUGAUAUGAUAAAACAUGUGAGCCUCCUGCCGUUCAUCAGUCAAACCCAUUCACUCGUAAUACAGCUCUUGCUGGAAGAUUAUCCCCUUGGUAUUGUAUGGUGUCUGUCCAGAGUCCUCGGAAGAAUAUCCCCUUGGUAUUGUAUGGUGUCUGUCCAGAGUCCUCGGAAGAUUAUCCCCUUGGUAUUGUAUGGUGUCUGUCCAGAGUCCUCGGAAGAUUAUCCCCUUGGUAUUGUAUGGUGUCUGUCCAGAGUCCUCGGAAGAUUAUCCCCUUGGUAUUGUAUGGUGUCUGUCCAGAGUCCUCGGAAGAAUAUCCCCUUGGUAUUGUAUGGUGUCUGUCCAGAGUCCUCGGAAGAAUAUCCCCUUGGUAUUGUAUGGUGUCUGUCCAGAGUCCUCGGAAGAUUAUCCCCUUGGUAUUGUAUGGUGUCUGUCCAGAGUCCUCGGAAGAAUAUCCCCUUGGUAUUGUAUGGUGUCUGUCCAGAGUCCUCGGAAGAAUAUCCCCUUGGUAUUGUAUGGUGUCUGUCCAGAGUCCUCGGAAGAUUAUCCCCUUGGUAUUGUAUGGUGUCUGUCCAGAGUCCUCGGAAGAUUAUCCCCUUGGUAUUGUAUGGUGUCUGUCCAGAGUCCUCGGAAGAAUAUCCCCUUGGUAUUGUAUGGUGUCUGUCCAGAGUCCUCGGAAGAUUAUCCCCUUGGUAUUGUAUGGUGUCUGUCCAGAGUCCUCGGAAGAUUAUCCCCUUGGUAUUGUAUGGUGUCUGUCCAGAGUCCUCGGAAGAAUAUCCCCUUGGUAUUGUAUGGUGUCUGUCCAGAGUCCUCGGAAGAAUAUCCCCUUGGUAUUGUAUGGUGUCUGUCCAGAGUCCUCGGAAGAUUAUCCCCUUGGUAUUGUAUGGUGUCUGUCCAGAGUCCUCGGAAGAUUAUCCCCUUGGUAUUGUAUGGUGUCUGUCCAGAGUCCUCGGAAGAAUAUCCCCUUGGUAUUGUAUGGUGUCUGUCCAGAGUCCUCGGAAGAUUAUCCCCUUGGUAUUGUAUGGUGUCUGUCCAGAGUCCUCGGAAGAUUAUCCCCUUGGUAUUGUAUGGUGUCUGUCCAGAGUCCUCAGAAGAUUAUCCCCUUGGUAUUGUAUGGUGUCUGUCCAGAGUCCUCGGAAGAUUAUCCCCUUGGUAUUGUAUGGUGUCUGUCCAGAGUCCUCGGAAGAUUAUCCAGCAAGAGCUCUACUUUAUCCAGAGAUUGUCCAGAGUCCUAGAGUGCAUUCUUCCUGUUAGAUAUAGUAGAUCUAGGGGAACCCUCAUUUGUAGGCCAUUCUACUCCUUAUAUUUCUAUGAAUCAUAUUUCUCUGAUUGGAAUUCAAUAUGACACCCUGGGGCAAUGGAAAGGGGUGGCGCAGUGGUCUAAGGCACUGCAUUGCAGUGCUAGCUGUGCCACUAGAGAUCCUGGUUCGAAUCCAGGCUCUGUCGUAGCCGGCCGCGACCGGGAGACCCAUGGGGCAGCGCACAUUUGGCCCAGCGUCGUCCAGGGUAGGGGAGGGAAUGGCUGGCAGGGAUGUAGCUCAAUUGGUAGAGCAUGGCAUUUGCAACGCCAGUGUUGUGGGUUUGAUUCCAGUAUAAAAAAAAUAUGUAUAUAUAAAAAUUUAUGCACUCACUAACUGUAAGUUGCUCUGGAUAAGAGCGUCUGCUAAAUGACUAAAAUGUGGGUAGCACACAUUAGGAAUGUUGCGGUUGUGUUGCGGUCCUCUGUAGCUCAAUUGGUAGAGCAUGGCGCUUGUAACGCCAGGGUAGUGGGUUCGAUCCCCGGGACCACCCAUACGUAAAAAUGUAUGCACACAUGACUGUAAGUCGCUUUGGAUAAAAAUGUCUGCUAAAUAUUAUAUUAGGAUGGUGGCACGUUAUUUGGGGAGGACAGGCUCAUAGUAAUGGCUGGAACUGAAUAAAUCGAAUGGUAUCGAACUCAUAAAACACAUCGGUUCCUUGUGUUUGAGACUAUUCCAGCCAUUAUUAUAAGCUGUCCUCCCCUCCAUGGUCCUGUGUUGUGGAGGUUGUGGUGGUGUUAUGGAGAGGUUCUGGUCGUGUUGUGGUUGUGUUAUGGAGAGGUUCUGGUGGUGUUAUGGCGGUUGAGCCAGAUUGUGUCAUGUCAGUGGAUUUCCCGGACUGACUCUCACUUAAAUGUAAUGAUUUGAUGGAUUGCAUAAUAUAUCCCCUCUUAAUCAAUCGAUGAGACAAGAAAGGUUCCCUCAAUAUAUUGACGGAGGGAUGUCCUUCCUCACCCAUCAGCCGUGUCCAUGACUAUUCGAAAAGAAGGUUCUACCUAGAACCAUAAUUGUCCCCUUAAUGGAACCCUUUCACUAAUACAAGGUUCUACGUGGAACCGUUUGACCACUAAAAGGUUCUAAGUAAAACCUUUUUCACCACCAAAGGGUUCCACAUGAAACAAAUAACCAUUUUUUCCUAAGCGUGUAAAGUUCCUAUAGCAGUAAAGUUCAUAUAAAGUUCAUAUGCACCUACAGGUCGAGGUCUACAGGUCCUUACAAAUAGCACACUUCUUCUACUUCCAAUGUACACAACACUAUGUAAACAAAUACACAUUCCAAAUCCGUCAGUCUUCAAAAUGGCUAUGUUGAGGGUUUCUUCCCAAUGGUCUACAUCCAUUCAUAUAUUGUAUUACAUUCUAUACAUUAUUCAAUAUUUUUGCGUUUGUUGCACGAGUUAUUGCAGGACUUACAGUAUAUAAUCCAAAUUGAGCAUGCUCCAUCUAUGAAUUAAAAAUAUUAUAUUGACAUUGAUAUAUGCAUAACCACAUUGAUGUAUGUAUAACCACAUUGAUGUAUGCAUUACCACAUUUAUGUGCAUAUAACCACAUUGAUAUAUGUAUAACCACAUUGAUGGAUGUAUAACCACAUUGAUGUAUGUAUAACCACAUUGAUAUAUGUAUAACCACAUUGAUGUAUGUAUAACCACAUUGAUGUAUGUAUAACCACAUUGAUGUAUGUAUAACCACAUUGAUGUAUGUAUAACCACAUUGAUGUACACUACCGGUCAAAAGUUUUAGAACACCUACUCAUUCAAGGGUUUUUCUUUAUUUUUACUAUUUUCUACAUUGUAGAAUAAUAGUGAAGACAUCAAAACUAUGAAAUAACACAUAUGGAAUCAUGUAGUAACCAAAAAAGUGUUAAACAAAUCAAAAUAUAUUUAAUAUUUGAGAUUCUUCAAAUAGCCACCCUUUGCCUUGAUGACAGCUUUGCACACUCUUGGCAUUCUCUCAACCAGCUUCAUGAGGUAGUCACCUGGAAUGCAUUUCAAUUAACAGGUGUGCCUUCUUAAAAGUUAAUUUGUGGAAUUUCGUUCCUUCUUAAUGCGUUUGAGCCAAUCAGGCUCUGUCGUAGCCGGCCGCGACCGGGAGACCCAUGGGGCGGCGCACAAUUGGCACAGCGUCGUCCAGGGUAGGGGAUGGAAUGGCCGGCAGGGAUGUAGCUCAGUUGGUAGAGCAUGGCGUUUGCAACGCCAGGGUUGUGGGUUCGUUUCCCACGGGGGGCCAGUAUGAAAAAAUAAAAUAAAUUAAUGUAUGUACUCACUAACUGUAAGUCACUCUGGAUAAGAGCGUCUGCUAAAUGACUAAAAUGUAAAUGUAAAUGUUGUGACAAAGUAAGGGAUAUACAGAAGAUAGCCCUAUUUGAUAAAAGACCAAGUCCAUAUUAUGGCAAGACAGCUCAAAUAAGCAAAGAGAAACGACAGUCCAUCAUUAAUUUAAGACAUGAAGAUCAGUCAAUACGGAACAUUUCAAACUUUGAAAGUUUCUUCAAGUGCAGUCGCAAAAACCAUCAAGCGCUAUGAUGAAACUGGCUCUCAUGAGGACCGCCACAGUAAUGGAAGAGCCAGAGUUACCUCUGCUGCAGAGGAUAAGUUCAUUAGAGUUACCAGCCUCAGAAAUUGCAGCCCAAAUAAAUGCUUCACAGAGUUCAAGUAACAGAUACAUCUCAACAUCAACUGUUCAGAGGAGACUGUGUGAAUCAGGCCUUCAUGGUCGAAUUGCUGCAAAGAAACCACCACUAAAGGAGACCAAUAAUAAGAAGAGACUUGCUUGGGCCAAGAAACACGAGCAAUGGACAUUAGACAGGUGGAAAUGUGUGCUUUGGUCUGGAGUCCAAAUUUGAGAUUUUUGGUUCCAACCGCCGUGUCUUUGUGAGACGCUGUGUGGGUGAACGGAUGAGCUCCGCAUGUGCAUUUCCCACUGUAAAGCAUGGAGGAGGAGGUGUUAUGGUGUGGGGGUGCUUUGCAGGUGACACUGUGUGUGAUUUAUUUAGAAUUCAAGGCACACUUAACCAGCAUGGCUACCACAGAAUUCUGCAGCGAUACGCCAUCCCAUCUGGUUUGGUCUUAGUGGGACUAUCAUUUUUUUUCCAACAGGACAAUGACCCAACACACCUCCAGGCUGUGUAAGUGCUAUUUGACCAAGAAGGAGAGGGAUGGAGUGCUGCAUUAGAUGACCUGGCCUCCACAAUCCCCAGACCUCAACCAAAUUGAGAUGGUUUUGGAUGAGUCGGACCGCAGAGUGAAGGAAAAGAAGCCAACAAGUGCUCAGCAUAUGUGGGAACUCCUUCAAGACUGUUGGAAAAGCAUUCCAGGUGAAGCUGGUUGAGAGAAUGUCAAGAGUGCUCAAAGCUGUCAUCAAGGCAAAGGGUGGUUAUUUGAAGAAUCUCAAAUAUAAAAUGUAUUUUUAUUUGUUUAACACUUUUUUGGUUACUACAUGAUUCCAUACGUGUUAUUUCAUAGUUUUGAUGUCUUCACUAUUAUUGUACAAUGUAGAAAAUAGUAAAAAUAAAGAAAAACCCUUGAAUGAGUAGGUGUGUCCAAACUUUUGACCAGUAGUGUAUGUACUGUAUAACCACAUUGAUGUAUGUAUAACCACAUUGAUUUAUGUAUAACCACGUUGAUAUAUGUAUAACCACAUUGAUGUAUGUAUAACCACAUUGAUGUAUGUAUAACCACAUUGAUGUAUGUAUAACCACAUUGAUGUUUGUAUGACCACAUUGAUGUAUGUAUAACCACAUUGAUGUAUGUAUAACCACAUUGAUGUAUGUAUAACCACAUUGAUAUAUGUAUAACCACAUUGAUGUAUGUAUAACCACAUUGAUGUAUGUACUGUAUAACCACGUUGAUGUAUGUAUAACCACAUUGAUGUAUGUAUAACCACAUUGAUUUAUGUAUAACCACGUUGAUGUAUGUAUAACCACAUUGAUGUAUGUAUAACCACGUUGAUUUAUGUAUAACCACAUUGAUGUAUGUAUAACCACAUUGAUUUAUGUAUAACCACGUUGAUGUAUGUAUAACCACAUUGAUGUAUGUAUAACCACGUUGAUGUAUGUAUAACCACAUUGAUGUAUGUAUAACCACGUUGAUGUAUGUAUAACCACGUUGAUGUAUGUAUAACCACAUUGAUGUAUGUAUAACCACAUUGAUGUAUGUAUAACCACAUUGAUGUUUGUAUGACCACAUUGAUGUAUGUAUAACCACAUUGAUGUAUGUAUAACCACAUUGAUGUAUGUAUAACCACAUUGAUAUAUGUAUAACCACAUUGAUGUAUGUAUAACCACAUUGAUGUAUGUAUAACCACAUUGAUGUAUGUAUAACCACAUUGAUGUUUGUAUGACCACAUUGAUGUAUGUAUAACCACAUUGAUGUAUGUAUAACCACAUUGAUGUAUGUAUAACCACAUUGAUAUAUGUAUAACCACAUUGAUGUAUGUAUAACCACAUUGAUGUAUGUAUAACCACAUUGAUAUAUGUACUGUAUAACCACAUUGAUGUAUGUAUAACCACAUUGAUGUAUGUAUAACCACAUUGAUAUAUGUAUAACCACAUUGAUGUAUGUAUAACCACAUUGAUGUAUGUAUAACCACAUUGAUGUAUGUAUAACCACAUUGAUGUAUGUACAGUAUAACCACAUUGAUGUAUGUACAGUAUAACCACAUUGAUGUAUGUACUGUAUAACCACAUUGAUGUACAGUUGAAGUCGGAAGUUUAAAUGCACUUAGGUUGGAGUCAUUAAAACUCGUUUUUCAACCACUCCACAAAUUUCUUGUUAACAAACUAUAGUUUUGGCAAGUCGGUUAGGACAUCUACUUUGUGCAUGACACAAGUAAUUUUUCCAACAAUUGUUUACAGACAGGUUAUUUCACUUAUAAUUCACUGUAUCACAAUACCAGAGGGUCAGAAGUUUACAUACACUAAGUUGACUGUGCCUUUCAACAACUUGGAAAAUUCCAGAAAAUGAUGUCAUGGCUUUAGAAGCUUCUGAUAGGCUAAUUGACAUAAUUUGAGUCAAUUGGAGGUGUACCUGUGGAUGUAUUUCAAGGCCUACCUUCAAACUCAGUGCCUCUUUGCUUGACAUUAUGGGAAAAUCAAAAGAAAGCCAAGAAAAAAAUUGUAGACCCCCACAAGUCUGGUUCAUCCUUGGGAGCAAUUUCCAAACGCCUGAAGGUACCACAUUCAUCUGUACAAACAAUAGUACGCAAGUAUAAACACCAUGGGACCACGCAGCCGUCAUACCGCUCAGGAAGGAGACGCGUUCUGUCUCCUAGAGAUGAACAUACUUUGGUGCGAAAAGUGCAAAUCAAUCCCAGAAAAACAGCAAAGGACCUUGUGAGGAUGCUAGAGGAAACAGGUACAAAAGUAUCUAUAUCCACAGUAAAACGAGUCCUAUAUCGACAUAACCUGAAAGGCCGCUCAGCAAGGAAGAAGCCACUGCUCCAAAACCGCCAUAAAAAAGCCAGACUACGGUUUGCAACUGCACAUGGGGACAAAGAUCGUACUUUUUGGAGAAAUGUCCUCUGGUCUGAUGAAACAAAAAUAGACCUGUUUGGCCAUAAUGACCAUCGUUAUGUCAAGCCGAAGAACACCAUCCCAACCGUGAAGCACAGGGGUGGCAGCAUCAUGCUGUAGGAGUGCUUUGCUGCAGGAGGGACUGGUGCACAUAUUGAAGCAACAUCUCAAGACAUCAGUCAGGAAGUUAAAGCUUGGUCGCAAAUGGGUCUUCCAAAUGGACAAGGACUGUCACGUCUCCGAUGCAGCAGGAGUUUCCCAGUGCCUCGACCAGCACCAGCAGCAGCUUGCCCAGUUGAACGCCACCAUGCAGAUAGUGCUCCAAACUCUGCAUAAUCUGCCCAGCGCUCCGGUUCCACCUCAGGGAGAGGCGAGUGCAUCCAAUCCACCUGUUCCCGUGCUAUCAACCACUUCUGCAGGAACACUUGCCCUACCGGAGCACUAUGACGGUAAAACUACUAAAUGUAGCGGCUUCCUGCUACAGGUUUCCCUUUAUCUGGCGCGUCAGCCUGGGGCAUAUCCAUCUGACCAAGCCAGGAUAGCGCUGGUGAUUUCGCUACUUAAAGGAAAGGCGCUGGAUUGGGCCACGGCAGUCUGGGAAGGAGAGGAGGCAGUGGCACUUCCCUACCCCACCUUCCUCACUCGGUUCAGGGUGGUGUUUGAUCAUCCCACGGAGGGAAAGGACAGGGAGCGUCUCCUCCAUCUACAACAGAGAGAGGGGCCCGCGUCCGAGUACGCUCUGAGCUUUCGCACGAUGGCGUCAUCUUCCGGCUGGAAUGAGCGUGCUCUGCGCACGGCCUUCAGGAGAGGCUUACGGGAGGACAUUAAGACGGAACUCGCAUGUCGGGACGACGAGAUAGACCUUGAACCCUCAUCACCACGUCCAUCCGCCUUGACGACAUGUUGAGAGAGAGAUGGCUUUCCCAACACCUUCCGGAGCCUCGACACUCACCCCAUCUGAGCUAUGGAAGCUGCCCUGCUUCCGAGUCCUCAGUCAUGGAGGUGGGCAGCAACCCUGAGGCUGACGCUGCCUUCAAGAGGCUGAAGGAGAGGUUCACCAUAGCGCCCAUCCUAAAACACCCAGAUCCCUCUCGUCCUUUCAUCCUGGAGGUGGACGCAUCAGAGGAGGGUGUGGGUGCGGUCCUCUCCCAGUGGCACGGUAAGCCAGAGAAAAUGUAUCCCUGUGCCUUUUUCUCUAAAAAGCUUACCCCCGCAGAGAGGAACUAUGGAGUUGGAGACAGGGAGCUGUUGGCAGUGGUCCUCGCUCUGGAGGAAUGGAGACACUGGCUGGAGGGCGCAGUCCAUCCAUUCCGGAUUCUUACUGACCACCGGAAUUUGGAGCACAUACGGGCAGCGAAACGGAUGAACUCUCGUCAAGCCAGGUGGGCCCAAUUUCUUACUCGUUUUCAAUUCAUUCUGUCCUACCGCCCAGGAUCCCAGAAUGUGAAAGCCGACGCACUCUCCAGUAUGCACCAUACCGGAGAAAGGAAGGAUCUGGGGGGUCCUAUCCUGCCCUCGUCUCUCAUCGUGGCACCUGUCGUUUGGGAUGUGGAUGAAGACAUCCGCCUGGUGGCUCAGGAGGACCCAACGCCUGCCAACGCCCCUCUGGGGCGCAUGUAUGUACCCACCAGUGUCCAUGACCGCCUGCUGAUCUGGGCGCACACCACCCUUACGGCAGGGCACUCUGGUAUUACGCGCACCCUGCUUUCUCUAGCCCAAAGGUACUGGUGGCCCACUUUGGCUUCUGAUGUCUCCCGCUAUGUCAACUCCUGUUCCGUAUGUGCCCAAACGAAGACACCUCGGAACGCCCCGGCAAGCAAACUAGUUCCUCUCCCAGUGCCUCAGCGACCUUGGUCACACCUGUCCAUAGACUUUGUCACUGACCUUCCACGUUCUGACGGCUUCACCACAGUCAUGGUGGUAGAUCGGUUCUCCAAAUCAUGCCGUGUUUUGCCACUAACUGGUCUUCCUUCUGCUCUCCAGGUCGCUGAGGUCCUGUUCCAACAGGUCUUCCGGCAUUAUGGACUUCCGGAGGACAUCGUCUCAGACUGUGGCCCCCAAUUCACCUCCCGAGUGUGGAAGGCUUUCCUGGAGAAGAUCGGGGCCACGGCCAGCCUCACUUCCCGGGUAUAGGCCUCAGUCGAAUGGGCAGGUGGAGCGCAUGAACCAGGAGCUGGGGAGGUUUCAUCUUUGCCACUGUCAGGACCGGCAGGGUGAGUGGGCAAGGUUUCUUCCCUGGGCAGAAUAUGCCGCACAUGUCCAUCUCCAGAGGGCCAUUCGUCGGCAGAUGGACCAAGCCGACCGCCACCACAGUGAGGCCCUGGUAUUCCAGCCUGGUGAUCGUGUCUGGCUGUCCACAAAAAACCUCCCUCUCCGCCUGCCCUGCAAGAAACUGAGCCCCCGGUUUGUGGGGCCGUUUAAGGUCCUCCGACAGAUAAAUUAGGUAUCAUACCGGCUGCUCCUUCCCCCUCACUACCGUGUCUCACCCACUUUUCAUGUGUCUCUCCUCAGGCCGGUGGUUCUUGGUCCGCUGGCAGAUGCCGUCCCCCGGGGUACGCCUCCUCCGCCCCUGGACAUUGACGGGAGUCCGGCGUAUCCGGUGAGAGAUCUGCUGGACUCCAGGUUCCGUGGGGACAGCUCCAUUACCUGUUGGACUGGGAGGGGUAUGGUCCUGAGGAGAGGAGCUGGGUUCCGGCUGGAAACGUUCUGGACCCCAACCUAAUUCGGGACUUCCACCGUCGCUGCCCUGACCGGCCCGCUCCUCGUCCUCGGGGUUGUCCUCCUGGCCAGCGACGUCAUGCGGCUGGAGCCGUGCGUCCGGGGGGUUGGGGGGGUUGGUACUGUCACGUCUCCUCCCGUUGCUCCUCUCCGGCGCUCUGAUUCGCCGGUCUACUGAGCCACCGGUCUGAGCGCACCACCUCGGCAACACCAGAAUGGAAACCCAACGCACCCUCCAGCGCACCUGCACCUCAUCAUCUCAUCACCACCCCUAUUUAGCCCUGGACUGUUCUGUAUUUUGUUGUGUGUGAUUGUUAAGCGUUGUGUCGUUUACUCUCUCUUUGUUAUUCUCUUUCUCAUUAUUAAGUAAACCUUGACCUUGUUACUUCCUGCGUCUGCGUCCUGCCUCUUCGUAUAUCAGUACUUGUCAUAAUGUCCCCAAGCAUACUUCCAAAGUUGUGGCAAAAUGGCUUAAGGACAACAAAGUCAAGGUAUUGGAGUGGCCAUCACAAAGCCCUGACCUCAAUCCUAUAGAAAAUAUGUGGGCAGAACUAAAAAAGCGUGUGCGAGCAAGGAGGCCUACAAACCUGACUCCGUUACACCAGCUCUGUCAGGAGGAAUGGGCCAAAAUUCACCCAACGUAUUGUGGGAAGCUUGUGGAAGGCUACCUGAAACGUUUGACCCAAGUUAAACAAUUUAAAGUCAAUGCUACCAAAUACUAAUUGAGUGUAUGUAAACUUCUGACCCACUGGGAAUGUGAUGAAAGAAAUAAAAGCUGAAAUAAAUCAUUCUCUCUACUAUUAUUCUGACAUUUCACAUUCUUAAAAUAAAGUGGUGAUCCUAACUGACCUAAGACAGGGACUUUUUACUAGGAUUAAAUGUCAGGAAUUGUGAAAAACUGAGUUUAAAUGUAUUUGGCUAAGGUGUAUGUAAACCUCCGACUUCAACUGUAUGUAUAACCACAUUGAUGUAUGUAUAACCACAUUGAUAUAUGUAUAACCACAUUGUAUUUGUAUCCCUGGCUCCUAUAGAUUCUGCUGAAGAAGUGGAUCUUAACGUUGUUUACCAAGCAGCCGCCAAUGGGGACGUCAACACAUUAACAGCAACCAUACGGGAGGAUCCCUCCAUUUUGGAGUACUGUGAUGGUGAAGGUAUAAACUGCUAGGGUUGCAAAAUUCCUGUAACUUUCCCAAAAUCCAUGCUUUUCCGGAAAUCACGGUUGGAAGAGUCCUGGAAUCAGGGUGGAAUAAACAGGAAAUCCGUGAAUCCUCCAACCUGCAUGUGGAAAAAGCUGUAUGAAGUGCUUAUGAAGCCUGUAUGUAGUGCUUAUGAAGCCUGUAUGAAGUGCUUAUGAAGCCUGUAUGUAGUGCUUAUGAAGCCUGAAUGUGGUGCUUAUGAAGCCUGUAUGUAGUGCUUAUGAAGCCUUUAUAUAUGCUACUGUAUAUAAAGUAUUAGUUCACUUGGCUAAAGUGUGUCAAAGUGUACUAGUGACAAACUUCCAACGGCCCACUGACCAUCUGUCAUGCAGUAGGAUGCUGACAGCUAAUCCUAUCAACUAGAGACGGAAACACGGCUCCAAAUGAAACAGUUAUCUAUCAGUGAUCAGAAUCAGAACUGUUUUCUUGAUGUACAGCGUGGCUACAGGGCCUUGUUCUGGGAUCAGGGUUUCAGUAGCCCUAGUAAUGUGACCUCUUUCCCUUGUCUCCAGUCCUUCAUUGACAGAUGCCAUUGAUCAGAAAACAAAGUCCUAAUUAUCCACCGUUUUCCAGAUGUAUGCACUUGUACACUCCCCUUCAUGGAUUUUAAAGCAUAUGAUUGGUGUAAGUAAUUACACCGUCAGGUAUUGGCUGAAGUGAGUUUAGACUUUCCACCAUGAGUGUACACUUUGGGAGAAGGGGGGAGAACUGGGAUGCAGCCCACUACUGAUAAAGGAAAGGAGGCAAGGAGAGGGAGUGACUUUCAAGACUGCACCCAUAUGUUUAAUGUGCCAUCUAUCCCAUGUUCUCCGGCUGUAGGCUCCACCCCUUUGAUGCAUGCGGUGUCGGGGAGGCAGGUGGACACGGUGAAACUGCUGCUGAAGAUGGGCACCUCCAUCAAUACCCAGGAUGCCUGUGGAAGGACCUCGCUCUCCCUAGCGACAUAUCUGGUACCACACACACACACACAACACACAAAACACACACACACACACAACACACAACACACAACACCUGCUCGCUCACUGGUUUUGUUGUGAUCUCUGUUUUUUGUUUAGUUUCUACAAUUGUAAAGCGACUUUGGGUCACUGAAAAGCGCAUCAGUAUGAAAAAUGUAUGCACUCACUAACUGUAAGUUGCUCUGGACAAGAGCGUCUGUUAAAUGACUAAAAUGUAAAUGUACAUGUAAAUAUAAAUCACAUGUAUUAUUAUUAUUAUUAUUAUAUAGAGAUGUUCAGCACCUGACAUACCGGUAGAUAACUUCAUCCAAAUACAUUAGGGCUGUAUGAAUACUUUUUAUAAGCCUCUUCAUUCCUCCUUUCGUUGGACUAAAGUCACAAUCUAACAUGACACAGUUGAAUAGUGAAAGAAAUCCUGUCAUAUCAGUGAUUGAUUACUUAAAAGGGAAGGAUGCAAGUAUUGAAAGCGGAUCCCUAUGUCUGUCACACUAAUAGUCAGGAGUAUGGUUCAUUUCUUAUGAAGUUAGAGUCUAAACUGUACUGAACAACAGCCAUCCAAGUAGUUGUCUGGCAACUUUUAGAAAGUGCAUUGCAUAAUUGUCAGAAACAACUGUUUUCUUUGAAAAACUAAAUCCUUUGUGCAUUUGUCUUUGAGCAGCACAUUCAAAAAGCCACAUUAUAUGGUUCUGUCGCAAAAAAAACAGAAGUGCCGUGAUAACCUCCAUUUUUUUUUUUGUCUUUUGAAGGGGUGGCUUAAAGGCUGCGUGUGUUUACUGCGAAAUGGAGCCAAGCAGAACAUCCCCGAUAAAAAUGGUCGCCUGCCUCUUCACGCAGCGACCGCUGAGAUCGACCUCAAGUGAGAGCAUUAGCAAAUAAUUCAUUUAAAACAUGUUUACAGCGUAGCCAUUAUUCUAACUAUAGAGUACAGAUGUAGGGUCUUAAUUUGAGCCAGUUUGCUACAGCAGGAAAAUUAUCCUGCAGCAACAGGAAAUUGAAUUAUUAUGUGAAUUAUAAUUAAUGGGCAUUUUUGUAAGGGUUGGUGCAUUUUUUGUAAGGGCAAAUCAAGUCAGACAUUUCAAAGUGGAAAUUACAAACUUUAGAAGCCUUUUAAAAACUAAAAUACACUACAAGUUUGCAUUUCCUAUCAAAUUAAGAUCCUACAUCUGUAGGCAUUGAAAACAAUGGUGUUAGAAGAAACCGUUGGAGAUAUGAGUCAUAGGCGUAAUCAUGGCAUAAAAGAUGCUGAACAACAAGCGCAUUAGCAAGCAUCCACUUCAGGAAAUAGAAAGGCCACCUCUGUAACAUCACACACACAAUAUCAAUAAGCACUCAGUCUCCAUGUUACACUGUCCAUGUUAUGUAUAUAAAAGGAGGCUAAUGGCUCAGCGACUGCUGCAAGUUUAGUAGCUUAUUUACUCUAACAGGAAAGCCUGGUUUACCAGGGUGUGUGUGUGUGUGUGUGUGUGUGUGUCUGUGUGUGCAGUCCCCAUAGCGACCACAGACCUUUGCUUGAUAUGCUAAGGCAGCAGCAGCUGCUCCAGUGGUCUCUCUCUCUCUCUCUCUCUCUCUCUCUCUCUCUCUCUCUCUCGCUCUCUCUUUCCCUCCCUCUCUCUCUCUCUCUCUCUCUCGCUCUCUCUCUCUCUCCCUCCCUCACUCCCUUAUCUUGCUCCCUCUCUCUGAACGUGGGAAGACAGGGAUCCAGCAGCCCAGUGCUGCAUCUGGUCGACAACAACAGAGGCACUUUCUCUCUUCCUGCUUCCUGUCUCUCCCAGGCCAUCUGGCAAAGCUCUCUUCUAUUAGCUGCCGGACUUGAUAACAGUAAAUGAGAGGUCUCUCGUUGAAUUGGUUGAAUUGCAGAGGCGUAGCCUAGUAACUUACCCUCAACUCCACAGCCGAGACUGAAUAACAAAAUAUAAGUCUGUAGCAUUUGGACACUCCUAUUAGUACCAUGUUUGUAAACCCCCCAUGUGAGCCAGUUAGUGUAGAAUAAUGAUAUAUUACUGUCCCCUGUAGCUCAGUUGGUAGAGCAUGGCGCUUGCAACGCCAGGGUUGUGGGUUCGUUUCCCACGGGGGGGGCCAGUAUGAAAAAUGUAUGCACUCACUAACUGUAAGUCACUCUGGAUAAGAGCGUCUGCUAAAUGACUAAAAUGUAAAAAUGUAACAGCAUGUUUCAGGGGAUCAGUUAGUGCAGAAUAACAGCAUGUUUCAGGGGAUCAGUUAGUGCAGAAUAACAGCAUGUUUCAGGGGAUCAGUUAGUGCAGAAUAACAGCAUGUUUCAGGGGAUCAGUUAAUGCAGAAUAACAGCAUGUUUCAGGGGAUCAGUUAGUGCAGAAUAACAGCAUGUUUCAGGGGAUCAGUUAGUGCAGAAUAACAGCAUGUUUCAGGGGAUCAGUUAGUUCAGAAUAACAGCAUGUUUCAGGGGAUCAGUUAGUGCAGAAUAACAGCAUGUUUCAGGGGAUCAGUUAGUGCAGAAUAACAGCAUGUUUCAGGGGAUCUGUUAGUGCAGAAUAACAGCAUGUUUCAGGGGAUCCGUUAGUGCAGAAUAACAGCAUGUUUCAGGGGAUCAGUUUGAAUAAGGCGAGGCGCAGAAUCGAUAUUCUUGAUCACAUAAUGAAUACUUAUUUGGGUUGCUAUGGUGAUGUGUAGAUCUGUGAUUCUGUGCAGUCCGACUGCAAUGUAGUCUUAUCUCAAACCUGCCCCAUUACCCUUGAUACACGUUGUGCAGGUUUUGACAAUACAACCUUUGAUUUGAUUCGCAGACUCAUGGCAGUCCUGCUGCAGCAAUCGACUGCGUGUGAAAUCAACCACCAAGACAACGAGGUAUGAGAGCUGAACAGUGAUACCGUAGUAACCUGAGAAUACACAGUACUGGCAUGGGACAGGAGGCCGAAUACGAUAAAAAGAGCCUCUCCCUGAUGUGACGGAAGUCUACUAGCUCUAAGAGGGAAAGCAUGAUGAAUGACCUGAAUAGGAAAUCCUGCUCUUGACAUCUACGCUCUGAUGUACCAUAAGUAGGGCCUGGAGUUUUUCUGACCACCUGACAAUGUAAAGCUCCAGGCCCUAGUUUUAGGUUGAUGUGGUCAGGAAAAAACUCAGGAGUAACCAACAAUAAGGAAUGAUAAACUAAGAUGAUGCUACAUUCAGUGUGUAGAAAGCUAUGUCUAGUUUGCAAUACGAUCGAUUCUCAUUGGUUCUCUGUAGGGCAUGACGGCUCUUCAUUGGGCAUCUUUCCACAACCGUCCUGAGCAUGUGCAGGCUCUCCUGCAGAAAGGGGCGGAUCCCACACUGGUGGACAAGGACUUCAAGACAGCCCUCCAUUGGGCAGUGCAGGUAGGAGACAGCCCUCCAUUGGACAGUGCAGGUAGAAGACAGCCCUCCAUUGGGCAGUGCAGAAAGGGGAAAACUUACUGCCACUGUGGGAUUUGAACAAGGUCUUUAAGGGCCAGUUUCACGGACACAAAUUAAGCCUGGACAAAGAAAUCAAUGGAGAUUGUCAUUUGAGCAUGCCUUAAGUUGUUCUGGAAAAGAGCGUCUGCUAAAUGUAGUAUGUAGAAAGUUACAGAUGCACAAAAAUUAUACCCCAAGACAUGCUAACCUCUCACCAUUACAAUAACAGGGGAGGUUAGCAUUUUAUAUCAUACCCCAAGACAUGCUAACCUCUUACCAUUACAAUAACAGGGGAGGUUAGCAUUUUUGGGGGGGUAUGAUAUUUAUGGCUCUGUAACUUUCUCACUCAUCAUUAUUCAAGAUUCAUUCAGGAUUAUCCGUAAUCAUGGUGGCAUCCACAUUAAUGUAGUAGUGUUUAGUAACAUAUUCUAUUCUUAUUUACAAUAAAAGUGACUCCAACAUGACACAAUAUAUUAUUUACCAUUAAUUUCUAUUGGGGACAAAAUAAUCUGAAACACAACCAAAACAAACAGCAAAUGCAUCCAACAAGUUUGUAGAGUCACAAGCUUGAUGUAAUCAUUGUGUGUUAGGAAUAUGGGACCAAAUACCAAAUUUUUGACUACUUUAAUACACAUACAAGUGAAUUUAUAUAAGUGAAUUUGUCCCAAUACUUGGUCCCCUAAAAUGGGGGGACUAUGUACAAAAAGUGCUGUAAUUUCUAAACGGUUCACCCGAUAUGGAUGAAAAUACCCUGCAGUCUGCACUUUAACCUCAUAGUCAUUGUAUCAUUUCAAAUCCAAGGUGCUGGAGUACAGAGCCAAAACAACAAAAAAGGUGUCACUGUCCUAAUACUUUUGCAGGUCACUGUAUUUAUUUAUUUGUGGACCGUUUUUGUUUCGUUACUGUCUGGUAAUUAUUUCUGGCUUCAUUCAAGGUUUGCAAUAAUCCGCCAUUUAUGAAACCACAUCGGCUGAUAGCUUCUACACUACAUAUUUUAGUUCUAAAGCUUCUACACUACAUAUUUUAGUUCUAAAGCUUCUACACUACAUAUUUUAGUUCUAAAGCUUCUACACUACAUAUUUUAGUUCUAAAGCUUCUACACUACAUAUUUUAGUUCUAAAGCUUCUACACUACAUAUUUUAGUUCUAAAGCUUCUACACUACAUAUUUUAGUUCUAAAGCUUCUACACUACAUAUUUUAGUUCUAAAGCUUCUACACUACAUAUUUCAGUUCUAAAGCUUCUACACUACAUAUUUUAGUUCUAAAGCUUCUACACUACAUAUUUUAGUUCUAAAGCUUCUACACUACAUAUUUUAGUUCUAAAGCUUCUACACUAGUAGAUUUAAAAGCUUGCAAGUACAGGUGCAUUACAUACUAUGCAUUGUAGAUAAAUCCACUUCUAGACUCACACAUCUGAGCAACCACGCAGUGAUCAUGUUCUGUUUUAUGUAAUUUGUUUCUCAUUCAGGAUACCAGUGCCACCACCUGGCCCAUACUGUGACAUGUGAAUCCCAAAAUAGUCUGAAAUGAGGAAGUGUCUGGUGGGACACAAGAUCAGUGCACCAUAUUCUAAUACAUGGUCAGAGUUGUCUUAGUCAGCUUUGUCAAUUUGCAACAUGAUCAGGUUGUUAAUGUCACUGCAAUUAUUCAUAGCAGUGAUGGUCAGAGGCUGUAUAUAUCAAGCGUCUCAGAGUAGAAGUGCUGAUCUAGGAUCAGCUUAGCCUUUUUGAUCACUAUGAAUAAGAUUAAAUAGACUGUGGGGAGACAUAAUAAUAUAACAUGCCAUUUAGCAGAUGCUUUUAUCCAAAGUGACUUACAGUCAUGCGUGCAUCAAUUUUUUUUGUGUAUGGGUGGUCCCGGGGAUCGAACCCACUACCUUGGCGUUACAAGCGCCGUGCUCUACCAGCUGAGCUACAGAGGACAUGAUCCUAGAUCAGCACACAUCUAACUUCCCCUGCCCUGUUGCAUUUAAAAAAGCAAUAAAUAUCUUCAUUACACACAUAUGUCAUUAAAUAGUUUUUGUUCUGAGUGCAAAUCGGGCCUUUGUAUGAAACAGAGGUGGUUCAGUGAACCAUGCUUGUGUUGAUGAGUAACCUUGCCUGAGACCUGAAGACAUGCCUUAGCUCCCUGCAGCUAACAGUCUUAUUCAAUGGAUUUAAAACCCUGCUGUUCUAAUCAUCCUUCUCUUUCUCUCUCUCUCUCUCUCUCUCUCUGUCUCUCUCUCUCUCUCUCACUCUCUCUCUCUCUCGCAGAGUGGCAGCAGAUUAAUGUGUUCUCUCAUCCUGGAUCACCACCUGGGCUCCUCGGUCAUCAACUAUGACGACGAAAAUGGCAAGACCUGCGUUCACAUCGCCGCUGCCGCCGGAUACAGCGACAUCCUCUAUGAGUUGGCGCGCUUUGCUGAGACCAACCUGCAGGCCCUGGAUGUAGACGAACGGUAACAGAAAUGGCAGCACAUUGUUUUCUUUGAAAUUGCAUGCCACCAGUCUAUGUUUGUCAAACAAAAACCAUUGAUUGCAAAGUUAAACAAACCAUAAAUCUCCAUGCACAAGGACCAAUUUUAACAAUUUCCACUGAACAUUUUACAAAAACAAAUUUACUUGAAGAACAGUGCAGAUGCAAAGUUUGGUAACAGAAUGACAGUUUGUGCUGUUUGUGCCGUCAUUCAGUUACCAAAUUUAUAAAAGUAGUCAUUGUGCAUAGAAAAUGUUUGACAAAGUCUCAGCAUCAUUCUGUUACCGUGGAAUUGACCAAUACUGGUUGGUAAAUGCAUUGAUUUAUCAUGAAUAACUGCACUAUUCAUGUAGGUUGAUCCGGUGGAAAGAAUAAGAUCUGUUCAUCCUCCAGGACCCCUCUUCAUUGGGCGGCAGCAGCGGGGAAGGAGGACUGUGUCCAGGCCUUACUGCAGCUAGGGGUGGAGACAGGGCCCAGGGAUAUCAAUGAGAACACACCGCUUACAUAUGCAAUGUACUGUGGCCACACUGCCUGCAUCAAGCUCCUCUCAGCUGACAACAGGUUGAAUAACGCUGCAUUCCGUGUGUGUGUGUGCGUGUGUGCGUGUGUGUGUGUGUGUGUGUGCAUAUACACUACCAGUCAAAAGUUUGGACACACCUACUCAUUCAAGGGUUUUUCUAUAUUUUUACUAUUUUCUACAUUGUACAAUAAUAGUGAAGACAUCAAAACUAUGAAAUAACACAUAUGGAAACAGGUAGUAACCAAAAAAGUGUUAAACAAAUCCAAAUAUAUUUUAUAUUUGAGAUUCUUCAAAUAGCCACCCUUUGCCUUGAUGACAGCUUUGAACACUCUUGGAAUUCUCUCAACCAGCUUCACCUGGAAUGCUUUUCCAACAGUCUUGAAAGAGUUCCUUCAUAUGCUGAGCACUUGUUGGCUGCUUUCUCCUUCACUCUGCUAUCCGACUCAUCCCAAACCAUCUCAAUCGGGGGAUUGUGGAGGCCAGGUCAUCUGAUGCAGCACUCCAUCACUCUCCUUCUUGGUCAAAUAGCCCUUACACAGCCUGGAGGUGUGUUGGGUCAUUGUCCUGUUGAAAAAUAAAUGAUAGUCCCACUAAGCCCAAACUAGAUGGGAUGGCGUAUCGCUGCAGAAUGCUGUGGUAGCCAUGCUGGUUAAGUGUGCCUUGAAUUCUAAAUAAAUCACAGACAGUGUCACCUGCAAAGCACCCCCACACCAUAACACCUCCUCCUCCAUGCUUUACGGUGGGAAUUACACAUGCAGAGAUCAUCCGUUCACCCACACCGCAUCUCAAAAGACACAGCGGUUUGAACCAAAAAUCUCUAAUUUGGACUACAGACCAAAGGACAAAUUUCCACCGGUCGAAUGUCCAUUGCUCGUGUUUCUUGGCCCAAGCAGGUCUCUUCUUCUUAUUGGUGUCCUUUAGUAGUAGUUUCUUUGCAGCAAUUCGACGAUGAAGGCCUGAUUCACACAGUCCCCUCUGAACAGUUGAUGUUGAGAUGUGUCUGUUACUUGAACUCUGUGAAGCAUUUAUUUGGGCUGGAAUUUCUGAGGCUGGUAACUCUAAUGAACUUAUCCUCUGCAGCAGAGGUAACUCUGGGUCUUCCAUUCCUGUGGCAGCCCUCAAGAGAGCCAGUUUCAUCACUUGAUGGUUUUUGCGACUGCACUUGAAGAAACUUGCAAAGUUCUUGAAAUGUUCCGCAUUGACUGAUCUUCAUGUCUUAAAGUAAUGAUGGACUGUCGUUUCUCUUUGCUUAUUUGAGCUGUCUUGCCAUAAUAUGGACUUGGUCUUUUACCAAAUAGGGCUAUCUUCUGUAUACCCCCCCCCCCCCCCACAUACAUUAAUUUAUUUUAUUUUUUCAUACUGGCCCCCCGUGGGAAACGAACCCACAACCCUGGCGUUGCAAACGCCAUGCUCUACCAACUGAGCUACAUCCCUGCCGGCCAUUCCAUCCCCUACCCUGGACGACGCUGUGCCAAUUGUGCGCCGCCCCAUGGGUCUCCCGGUCGCGGCCGGCUACGACAGAGCCUGAUUGGCUCAAACGCAUUAAGAAGGAAAGAAAUUCCACAAAUUAACUUUUAAGAAGGCACACCUGUUAAUUGAAAUGCAUUCCAGGUGACUACCUCAUGAAGCUGGUUGAGAGAAUGCUCAAAGCUGUCAUCAUGGCAAAGGGUGGCUAUUUGAAGAUUUUCAAUUAUAAAAUAUAUUUUGAUUUGUUUAACACUUUUUUGGUUACAACAUGAUUCCAUAUGUGUUGUUUCAUAGUUUUAUGUCUUCACUAUUAUUCUAGAAUUGAAAAAAUAGUAAAAAUAAAGAUAAACCCUUGAAUGAGUAGGUGUGUCCAAACUGGAAAUGGCCAUGCAAUAAUUCUGUGUGCAGUCGGACAUGUCGAUUAUUUGCAGAUUAGUAAAGCCAAAAAUCUCUGGGAAAAGAAAAUGCCUGCCAUCCAUCUUAAACCAGAGUUGUGAAUAAGACUUUAUGGUCUCAUUGAUUGAUUGUCCACAGAGCCGAAUCAGCCAGACAGCUGCCUUCCCAGGGCAGUGAUCCAUCCCAGCUGCCUUCCCAGGGAAGUGACCCAUCCCAUCUGCCUUCCCAGGGGAGUGACCCAUCCCAGCUGCCUUCCCAGGGGAGUGACCAAUUCCAGCUGCCUUCCCAGGGGAGUGACCAAUCCCAGCUGUCUUCCCAGGGGAGUGACCCGUCCCAGCUGUCUUCCCAGGGGAGUGACCUGUCCCAGCUGUCUUCCCAGGGGAGUGACCCGUCCCAGCUGCCUUCCCAGGGGAGUGACCCGUCCCAGAAGAAGGAGGGCAAGUUCCGCAUGCUCAAUCAGAUCUUCUCCUGCAAGAGGAAGGAGCACUAUGCCGCCCGCCAGAGAGAGCUGGGCCGCGACGGACACCUGAGGGAGGAGACCUCAGAGGUGGAUGACAUCAUCACCAUGUUUGACUGCCUGGCGGACUCCUCCUCGGCCAAGGAGCCUGAAAACGAACGCUCCAAAGUCAGGAAACGGCCUUUGGUCGAAGCGGCGCAGAAACUCAAUCCACUCGACAUCCGGACCGCGAAGGACUACAAGGGACUGCCUCCCAUACGGACACAAAGUCUUCCGCCCAUCAAUCUGGGAACGUCUUUGCUGGCCAUCUCCCAGAGUGCUGUGGAGCAGAGUCACACCACGAGGCCGAUGGUCAAUCACUUUGCCCACCGCUCUCAGAAAAGCAAGAGUGAGCAUGACUUGUUUGACAGCAGGCCGAAGGGACAAGCGUUGGUCAGUCAUUCCUGGAAGACCGAGUCCAAUCAGUCCAUUUUGGCCCACAAAUCCUGGAUUUCACCCCCAACAGAAAGGCUGUUGGACAAACUGUACCAUGAGACUUCCGGACCUAUGGAUGUCCUCUGCCCACACCAAGCCCCAUACAUACAGAAGAAUGAACAAGGUAUUAUUAGUUGUGUCUUUCACAAGGUGGGAUGAGUUGUCUUUUACAAGGUAGGAUGAGUUGAGUUCUUCACAAAAAGGAGAGGCUAACAGUCUCUGGUUUAGCAGAGGGGAAGUGUGACUUACUGAAACAUCUAAACUUGUGGUGCAUUCUCAUGAGUUAUCAAGUGAGUCAUCACAUUCCUUUCACCAGAGCUAAGCAGCAGUUAGCAAAAAAACCACAUCCUGCUAAGAUAAUAUACUGUAGAUAGCUACACUUGACUUCACAGUUCACACCUUGAGACCACUUAGAUUCAAAACCAGUAGGCCUAACCGUUUUUCUGUCUAAAAUAGAUUGACAUUAUUUUGCAAGGGAGUGAUGCAAGAGAACAUGUGUGAACUUCUAUGCAGUUGAGUUUUGAUGAUUCUUCUCAACAAGGGAACGUAACAUCUGCAUUACAUUGCCACAACGUAUGCAUCCAAGUGCAUGCUAAUAACAUGAUGUACUUCUCCUCAUCACAGCUCCAAAUACACAGCUGCUACCUCUGGACAGGUUAAACAUGAGGGAAACUGCCCUAACACGGAACUGCUUGGCCCCCAUUCGUGACCACUGUACCCACCGGUGUAAGUACUUUUUUUCAUGACUAUGUAGCCUUGAAAACUUCAGAGCUCUGAAUGCAUGCAUGAAUCCGAUUCCUUUCUGUGCUAAAACUAGAGGGCUCGAUGUUAUAUUCUGUAAGGGAAACAGGUCCCAUCCUUGGGGAUGUAUUGUCAUGCCUUAGUAUCACUGUCAACAUCACAAUCUAUACAACAUAUUCCACUACAAUUUCAGUAUAGCCAGCCCAGUGCUACUAGAGUGUACACAUAGCUUUGUGACUUUUUUCGGUCAAGUCUUGAGGCAGUGUCUGUAGACGGCGGCUGUAGUGUUUCACUCCAGAGUGGCAGAGUCACAUUCAGUGCACAGGAAGGUAUGUCCGAAUGUUGAGAGGUGGAGGUGUAGACAUGAUCGCCAACACAUCACCAAACACUUAACAAGCUUUUCCCUCUGCAGUCUCUUUGCCACCAGACCAAGUCUCUAAAGGGGUAAAGAAGUGCAAGUCCCUGCCUCUCAACACCCUGGGUCGGGGACAAGGAGGUCUCCCGCCACCUGUGACCUCCAAGUCCCAGAGGCCAGGGAUCCCCCAAAGCCCGUCCUUGUGCUCCUUCCUGCCCAUGCUGAAUGGAGACCCUCUGAGGAGCGUCCAGGUGCUCCCCGCCAUCCCAUCCCAGAGGAAACACAGCCCCACUGUGGGCCAACCCAAAAUGGACACCCUCAGUAAACUGGACGACAGAACCUGAUGCAACCGCAUGGCUCAUUGGAGGCUUGGGGAGAUAUGUGGUGGAGUGGACCUGAUUGGAAUUGGGACUUGGCUGGGUUAGCUAGCAGCAGGCCAUUUUCUGUGGAAUUUGUCCCUAAGUGUAAAAAAAUAUAUAUAAAAAUUGGCCCUGAGUGUACAAACUGACUAAACUCAUCAAAAGGAACUCUACUGUAUGCCACAGUAAAUUGCUCAAGACUUUGCAAACAUUUGUUAAUAAACAGCAUCCUAUUUUUACACGUUUAUACUGUACUUUGUGGUGGAAACUCCACAAUUCAAGGCAUGCACUGUGUACUGUUUGAUUUUCUUGCACUUUGAAAUUGAGGCUUUACGUUUAGUUUGUCAUGUGACUGUUUCGCUAAAUGAAUAAAACAUAUGACAUUUGUA